UCUGCACUCUAAAUACGGAUUUUGGACUCCUAGCUCAAACCCCACUGGCCUUUUUCUCUCUCUAAAACAAGGUUUCUCUCUCUCUCUAGCAUGACUGAGGCCCUUUCUUUCUCUGUUACGGUGAUCUUCGCCUUAUACAUAGCUUAGCUCCUGUCUCUCUCAGUUCAUUCUUGGGUUUUGCUAAGGAAUCUGAACUAAUCUCUCUCUACAGUUCUCAUCUCUCUCUCUCUCUAGAUUAUGGAGUAUCAGGGUUUCAGUUCAGAUCCAUCUCUUGUUGCUUAGGAAUCUGAGCUCUUACGCUCCCGUACUCAGCUCAAUCUCUCUCACUCUCUAUCGCUUUCUCUCGCUAACGAGCUUGGGCAGUUGUUCCAUUCUUCUCUCUCUACUUGGUUUUUUUCACUGAGCUCGAACUUUCACUGCCUUCCACUUCGGUUUUAGCUCCUCUCUCUCUCUCUACCAACUUGGGUUCAGCUCAAGUCUCUCUUUCUCUCUCUAAAAUAAAGAAGGAGAACCAAAAGCACACCCCAAAAUGGAUUGCUCAAAUAAUUGGCUGGCAUUUUCUCUCUCUUCGAAUCCCCCUCAUCAGACCCCUCCCGAACCUUCCCCUCAACUCUGCCUCCUUGAAGCCUUCAACACAAGCGGUUGGCCGAAAGAUAAUACACACAGAGAAGAAGGGAGCGGUGGUGGUGAUCUAUCCAUGAUAGCAUCAGCUGCACCACCAAAACUGGAGGACUUCCUCGGUGGCGCUUUCUCAGGCCAUUAUUCUGGCGACUUCUCCGGCAACCACGCCAGAAAACCGAACACCAACUACGAUUCCGAUCUGAAAUCCAUAGCUCAAGGUGUCCUCCAAGUAUUUCCCACCAGUCAAUCGGAAGUUGAAAAGUCCAUUUUGGCUUCUGAUUCUUCUACAAAGAAAUCAAUCGACACAUUUGGCCAAAGAACUUCGAUCUACAGAGGAGUUACAAGGCAUAGAUGGACUGGGAGAUAUGAAGCACAUCUAUGGGAUAACAGUUGCAGAAGAGAAGGACAAUCACGGAAGGGGAGACAAGUGUAUUUAGGGGGUUACGACAAGGAAGAGAAAGCAGCAAGAGCCUAUGAUCUAGCUGCUCUAAAAUACUGGGGUCCAAGCACCACAACCAAUUUUCCGGUGUCCAACUAUGAGAAAGAGCUGGAGGAGAUGAAGAAUAUGACCAGACAAGAAUUUGUUGCGUCUCUAAGAAGGAAAAGCAGUGGGUUUUCGAGAGGUGCUUCAAUUUACAGAGGGGUUACAAGGCACCAUCAGCAUGGGCGAUGGCAAGCAAGAAUAGGGAGAGUUGCAGGGAACAAAGAUCUUUACUUGGGAACUUUCAGUACACAAGAGGAAGCAGCCGAAGCCUACGACAUAGCAGCCAUAAAAUUCAGAGGCCUCAACGCUGUAACCAACUUCGACAUGAGCCGAUACGAUGUAAAGAGCAUAGCAAACAGUAAUCUCCCCAUCGGUGGAAUCACUAACAAAACCAAGGCUUCCUCUGAAUCAAGUUCUUCAGACAUCAAAACCCUUGAAACCAAGCUCACAGACGAGCAGGAGCUGAGCUCUCUGAGCCCACAAUCUGAGCCGAUAAGCUUCGCCAUUCCCAUCAAACUCGACCACGACUGGUCUCUCAUGGGCUAUCAAAACCCUAGCAGAAUAGAGCCUUUCCAUAACGUCUCUUCUAUGACUUCCUCCGCCAUUAAUGAGGCUCCCUUGACAAUGGAUUUCUCCACGAAUUCCUCGACUUAUCAGAGCAACAACUGCUUCAUCAAUGGCGGGUUCACGGCCCAACAGAGCUUGCCAAGCGUGACUUCGAUCGAUUCCGAGAAUGGGAAGGCUCUGUAUUAUUUGUAUCAAAAUCCGUCAAGUUUGUAUAGAUCAAGCGCGUGCGAGAAUGCUGGUUAUGGAGCAUGGGUUGCACCGCCGUUGCCGGCUUUUCCGAGCUCGAAGACGCCGGGCCUUGCUCUUUGCCAAACCCCCAUUUUCGGAAUGGAGUAGGGGGAAUGUGAGUUUCGAGGGUUCUACCGAUCUUUGUUAACAAGAAAUAUCCAUCUUACAGGCUUGUUUCCUAGCUGAUUCACUCUUCUGCUGACGAAAUGUUUUUUGUUUAUCACAAAUGAAACGUUUAACUUUCACCA
Molecule: messenger RNA, 2148 nt
Organism: Amborella trichopoda
Lineage: Eukaryota; Viridiplantae; Streptophyta; Magnoliopsida; Amborellales; Amborellaceae
Source: RefSeq, a predicted model, not a curated record